Molecule: messenger RNA, 753 nt
Organism: Tachyglossus aculeatus (Australian echidna)
Lineage: Eukaryota; Metazoa; Chordata; Mammalia; Monotremata; Tachyglossidae
Product: vomeronasal type-1 receptor 3-like
Exons: 1
Coding region: 1-753 (250 amino acids)
Biological process (GO): G protein-coupled receptor signaling pathway
Cellular component (GO): membrane
Molecular function (GO): pheromone receptor activity
Source: RefSeq, a predicted model, not a curated record
AUGGUGAUUUUCCUACAAUUCAGCCUUGGGCUCUCACUGAACAUCUUUCUCCUCCUGUUCUAUAUCCAUGUGGUCUCCACCAGCCAAAAGUCCAGCUCCUCCGACCUGAUCCUCGUCCACCUGGCCUUGGCUAACACCAUCAUCCUCCUCACAAGUGGAAUCUUAGAGACCUUGUCAGCUUGGGGGCUGAGAAAUUUCCUCGACGAUGUUGGAUGUAAAAUCCUUAUUUACCUUUACCGAGUAGCCCAGGGUCUUUACCUCUGCACUACCUGCCUCCUGAGUGUCUUCCAGGCCAUCACUAUCAGUCCCAGUACCUCCUGUUGGGCAAGAAUCAAAGCCAAAUUGUCCAAGCGCAUCCUCCCCUCCUGUGCCCUCUCCUGGGUUAUCAAUCUGCUCAUAGAAUUGGAUGUACUGAUAUAUAUGAGAAGCCCCCAGAACAGCAGUGGCAAUGUUCGAACCAUAUUGGAUCUCAAAUACUGUUUUGAAGUCAUCAAAAGUGCAGAAACCACCUUGGCCAUUACGAUCAUGUUCUCUUUCCAUGACCUGUUAUUUGUGGGGCUCAUGAGCGUGGCCAGCUGCUACAUGGUGUUUGUCCUGCACAGACACCACCGGCAGGUCCAGCACCUUCAUGAGCCCAGACACUCCCCCAGGGUGAUGCCUGAAGUCAGAGCGGCCAAGAGAGUCAUUGCGCUGGUCACCCUCUAUGACCUUCUCUAUGCAAUGCAGGCUGAGGGUUUGAGUCAACAUGAAUGA